CCGGCAACAGCACUAUGACCGCAGGUGCUGCACCAAAUGCCGGAAAAGGUGGAAAAGGUGGAAAGGGAAAGGGAAAGGGUGGCAAGGGUGGAAAAGGAGGAGUAGCCAACAACAGUACCAUGACUGCAGGUGCUGGACCCAAAGCUGGCAAGGGUGGUGCGACGGGGCUCGGAGCAGGAGCUGCUGGUAACGGCACAGCGACUGCUGCUGAGCCGGCGGCCAAGCAGAGCAAAGCACCAAAGGCUGCAGCAGGUGGUGCUGCUGCAGAGGGCGCGGCCAAGGAAGCUGCUGCUGAGCCAGCCGCCGCUGAGUCCGCCUCUUCUGGCGGCGAAGGUACGGAAUCCCAGCCUGGCCGCGCAGAAGGUGACGCCGCACGCGCAGAGGCCGAAGCCGAAGCUGCUGCUGCGAAGGGUGAGAAGCCAGCGGCUGGUGGAGAGAAGUCUGAGGGCGUCAAGGCUACACAGGAAGCUGAGCAGUUCUCCGAGGAAGCGGGUAUCACGUUGGGCAAGGAUGGUAACGCGCAGAACCUGGGCGGCGACCUGGGGAUUACAAAGGGCAGUGACGGAUCUACAAGUGUAGGUGGUAAGAGCGGGAUCAACGUCGCUGCCGAUGGCACGGCUACACUGAAGGCCAAUGAGUAGUCAAGAGGUUCGUGAGGGUGGUAGUAAUACAUUAUACUACAUUGCCAACCAAUGUAAUGGCUAC
This is a messenger RNA of Boeremia exigua, 705 nucleotides long. RefSeq lists its product as uncharacterized. NCBI's taxonomy places the organism in Eukaryota, Fungi, Ascomycota, Dothideomycetes, Pleosporales, Didymellaceae. The record is from RefSeq and is a predicted model, not a curated record. The annotation marks the transcript as partial. The transcript has a single exon.